GCCGAGUAGCCACUCCACAUCACAGCACAUCGUCCGAACACAGCGCACUGCAUCCGCUGCAAGCGCCACCGCACUCCCACUACGGUGCUGUGUGCUGCACUCACAUUACCAGUGCGAUACUACCCAUACUCAUCACUGCUGAAGCUAAGAGUUGGUCGAUAUAAAAGGUGGCGUGUGAAGAAGCUGGCAAGCGAGUAUGGAGGUUGCCAUUCAAGGCGCCUUCUCCAACAGAAACCAGCAGCCCAGCAAGCGAUCAUACAGCGCCAUGAACGCACACAACCGGUCCGGUUCACCGGACUCGCUUUUUAUUCCCUCAGAUGAUCACUACACGAACGAACAUGCUGCUCGCCGCCCACGACUCGCCUUACCGCCCAUGCGGACAACUCCACCUCCUGGCCUUGGUCUACGACGAUUUCCGGGUGACGGUUAUGACUUUAGACGACCGGUGAUGAGCACAGUGACAUCAGCGGCACCGGUCAUUGAUCUGACGGACGAGGACAUUGCAGUUGGUUCGGAAAUGGAAGAUGCGAGAGCUCCAGCGGCAGCAGCAGAAUCAUCACAUGCGUCGCGCCUGCCUAGAUUUGGUGGCAGGAACAUCUUCGCAGAAGUCUCCGACGAUAUCCACGUUCACAGGCGAGCAACACCCUCAGAGCCAGAGCGAGCCGCUCACCCGAGAUUGGCGCAGCUCAGAGCAGCAUCCAACAUCACGCGGUCACUAUCCCCCGUAAUAGUGGACGACGACGAGCUAGAGAUAAUCUCCGAGCGUACCCUGCCUGAUUCGCAGCGGACAAGUCGCCACCCCUCACCCGUAGUCUCAGCACCACCCAGGAGUCUCACGCCCUACCCAGCAGACAUGAGCGUGGAGCCCAUAGACCUCACGGCAGACGACGAUGUCGUACAUCUAAACACCAGACCGAGAGCAGGCGCCGGCUUGAACGCAGCUCGGCCCGGCGCAACUGCUGGAGUUGGUACGAGAAGCGAAGCCGCUGACGAGGGCGGCUUCCACAUUGGUCCGAUAUGGAACAUGCUUCGCACACAAGGCGUGGAUAUGAACGGCCGACUGCCCCGGUUUGCGCAGCGGUUCUUCGGCCGGGACGCUGAGCCUGAGCCGGCUUUGUUCGACGAACUGGACGUCGAGCACCUCAGGCAUCUGGAUCACCUUCGCAGGCACCAAUACCGUCCCGCCCAUGACCGGCUAGCCGUACACCAGCAUGGCCGUAACGCCGCGCCAGGAGUCAUGGCAAUCAACAUGGACUACGGCGCUGCCGCAUUCGACCUCGGCUACGGAGUACCUGCUCCAGAACGCCCUGCCUCACCGUACGUGGCACCGGAGAAACCGGAGAAAGGCUUCACGCGCAAUCCCGGCGAGGAGGACGUGGUUGUAUGUCCCAACUGCGGCGACGAGCUUGCGGUAAGCGAGGACGAGGUCAAGCAGCAGGUCUGGAUCGUGAAAACGUGUGGGCAUGCCUACUGCGGCGAUUGUGCGCAGAAAAGGCUGCGGAAAGUAAGCAAGAAGGGCAAGCAGAGGGCGACGGAGAAGGAGGAAAGCCUGCCUGCGCCGUGGUCGACGUGCGUGGUGAAAGAGUGCGGGGCGAAGGCGACGAAGUCUGCGGUCAUUCAGGUCUAUCUGGGCAGCUAACGGCUAUCGGUGUAAUUCGGAGACUUUGUCAUGAGAAGCACUGUGUUGAAUGCUUUUGUCUCGAACAAUGUCUACUGUAGAGCUAUAAUCUUGAUAAGCCACAGCUUGGUACGACGAUAGCAGUCACGCAGAGACGCGUGCCCCCAGUCAUAUCUUUCUGGAC
This is a messenger RNA of Baudoinia panamericana UAMH 10762, 1802 nucleotides long. RefSeq lists its product as uncharacterized. Gene Ontology annotation, cellular component: SUMO-targeted ubiquitin ligase complex. The record is from RefSeq and is a predicted model, not a curated record. Gene Ontology annotation, molecular function: ubiquitin-protein transferase activity. The transcript has 2 exons. Lineage: Eukaryota; Fungi; Ascomycota; Dothideomycetes; Mycosphaerellales; Teratosphaeriaceae. The coding region runs from base 197 to 1639 and encodes 480 amino acids.